Planococcus citri (citrus mealybug) is the source of this 2506-nucleotide messenger RNA. RefSeq names its product inositol-trisphosphate 3-kinase-like protein (gene IP3K1). Gene Ontology annotation, cellular component: nucleus; cytoplasm. Gene Ontology annotation, molecular function: inositol tetrakisphosphate kinase activity; inositol-1,4,5-trisphosphate 3-kinase activity. The coding region runs from base 413 to 1630 and encodes 405 amino acids. Gene Ontology annotation, biological process: inositol phosphate biosynthetic process. The record is from RefSeq and is a predicted model, not a curated record. The transcript has 7 exons. NCBI's taxonomy places the organism in Eukaryota, Metazoa, Arthropoda, Insecta, Hemiptera, Pseudococcidae.
GAUCGGUGUGCUCAGAGGAAACGUGGGCGACUCUGUACGAAUUUAUCCGCUCUUGCUCUUUUAACGAUACGGCAGCGUUCUUGUUUGGUAAUUUUUUUUUUUCGAACGCGAUCAUCGCACGAACAUCUGUACAAACAUGUGACUAAAUUUUAAAAUUUUUAUUCGUUUACCUUGGCACGUCGGGAUGGUAUUGAUCGUCGUGUAAAUGUAUACCAACAACAGGAUCUAUCCAAGCUUUUCUCUCUGUCUCGCUACCUGUACCUACGUUUAUCUGCCUGCUAAGUGCUACCUAUCUGCGUGCCCUGUGCUAGUUUGUGAUUUGAUUGUGAAACGCCAUGCCAUGCGCGAAUAUGUAUUCAAUCGUUCGUCUCACGGUAGUAGUGCUUUUUUGUAACAUUUUCAUCUACAAUUAAUGGAACCGCAAGAUAUGUGUGUUUGGAUGAUGACAAAGAUCACCUCGAUUAUCAGCGGAGUUCCCAAAAAGAACAAGCAGAAUGUAUCCAUGCACGCGCAAAACAGUUCGCGAAUUGUGCAGAAGCAGCCAGCCGAAUCGAUCUGUAGAAACAACACGUAUUCGAGCAACUCUGUCAAAAAAUCGCGCCGAAAAAAUGAUCACUCUUUUCUCGAGUUCCUAGCUUUGAAUGCAUUAGGAUUAGCAGCACCAGCCAGCGAUGUGUUACUCAGACGACAACACAGCAGCUCGGCUGUUGCCAAAGAAUCGGAACCGAUUAGUAAUACCACGACGAGUACGAAAAUUUCGAACCAAUCGUGGUUCCAAUUAUCAGGACAUCCGGAUUGUUUUGCGCCAGCUGGACCUGGAACUAUUUGGAAGAAAUGCAGUGGCGGUACCGAACGCAAUGUUUACGAAGCUCUAUCGCAAGAACCCGCUUUGAAAGAUAUUGUACCGAGAUAUCUACGCGAAGUCGAAUACGCCGGAGAAACGUUUAUCGAAUUGCAAGACUUACUACACGGUUUCAGAGAUCCUCACGUGAUGGAUAUUAAAAUGGGUACGAGGACGUUUCUAGAAUCCGAAGUACAGAAUACGUUCGCCAGGGAAGACUUAUAUUUAAAAAUGAUCGCAGUUGAUCCUAAUGCACCUACUGCCGAAGAACAUACAUCCAGGGCUGUGACUAAAUUACGUUAUAUGCAGUUUAGAGAGGAGCAGAGUUCCACUAGUACGUUAGGAUUUAGAAUCGAAGCUAUGAAGUUCCGUGGCUCGAAACCUGUAACCGAUUUGAAAAAAGUCAAAAGCUCGCCAGAAGUUAGCGACACAUUAUCAUUGUUCCUCAGUAACAGAGAAGAUAUCAGACAAAGACUGGUGACAAGACUGACGGAAAUCCGCACCACUUUAGAGCAGUCGCAGUAUUUUAGAACUCACGAAGUAGUCGGAAGCAGUAUAUUAAUUAUAUACGACGACGUUAAAGUAGGCGCGUGGUUAAUAGAUUUCGCCAAAACCAGACCCGUUCCUUCGGAUAAAAUUUUGACUCAUAGACUUCCUUGGUCUCCGGGCAAUCACGAAGAGGGGUUCCUCUAUGGCUUGGAUAUGCUGAUUAACAAGAUGGAAAAUAUUAAAAUUCCAUUGAACGUGAAGACUGAAGCAUCAACGCCUUCGGUUCUACUGACGUCAUGAACAGUUUUCGCACCGUAAACAAGAAAAAAUGAGAGAAAAUAGAGACCACCACGUGUUUAUGACUUGCAUAAUCUAGUCAUUUAUAUUUCAGGAAAAAAAAACGGUUGAAACCUGUUUGUGUUCAUGUUCCUAGUUUACAUUUGUUAACUGUUUAAAUUAAUACAUAUAAAUUUAUUGAUCGUAGUCGUAAAUCUUUUGAAAACAUUUGUUAACAAAAUUGCGCAUAAAUUCGUGUAAAAGUUUCCUUUUUCUCCCUCCUUAAUUUUUGUUUUGUAAAUUUGUUCGAUUUUUAUUUAAUUUAUUUUUUUGUACGAUUAUAAUAUGUAUUUUUCCAUCUACCUAGAGCGAAGUUUUAAAUUUAUAUUUUUAUACGACGUUUUAAAUUGAAAAAAAGAAUUACUAUCGGUCUUCCAUAAUUCAUACUUAAUUUGAAGAACGUUUUUGGUACAUGCCUUUUUGUAUAGUGUAACGACGAAAACCAAUAUCGGUUUGUUGUAAACCUGCCUUAAUUUGCAUUUAUUUAAACAAACGAGUGUAGGUUUUGUAACUCGAUGAAAAAUUCAUCUCGUCGAGACCUAUGUAAUGAUUUUUAUUUAAUUUUAGAAUUCCAUCUUUUUUUUUUUUUGUAGUUCUUCUUCUUCCUUAAUAAUGGAGUAAUGUGUAUUAUUUUUUGUACAGUGUUUGAGAAUUUUACUAUUAGAGAGAUGUUUUGUACUAAAAUUUUUAAUUUAAGUGUGGCUAUUUUUAUUGUGCUUCCAUUUUAGUACCUACCUAUUUCAUGUCUCUUACUACGUUUGUAUGAUACUUUUUUUAUUAUGCCAUAUACGAAUAAUACGUAAGUCGAAGAAUCGAUUUCAAUAAAAUAAUUUUCAUUUA